CUCGAGAUCAUGCACUGAUACCUCAUGGAUGGUGUUAGAUCCAAUGCGAUCGAUCCGAGUCCGAUCAGGUAUGCAACUGGUGCCGGCACCACAAUCUGGCCUGCACACUUAACCGGAUUCGGGGCAGAAAGAAGAAGACCAAACGGCUGUGGCAGAAGCUCAACGGAAAGCAUUGUCAAGCGCCUUGAGCGAAUAGAGCAGGGCAUUGCCAGAGCAAAAGCUAUCAAGCAGAGCGCCCAGGCACCUCCUAUAGCGCCUCCCGCAGCACCACCAUGUCCAGUUGCCUCUCCAGUUGCUUCUCCCGAUGCUUCUAGCAUUUAUCAGCGCAAGAUCACCCUCGGCCGGUGCACUAUCUGCCGCCACUCCCAGUCGUCUUCCUCGUCUCGACAGCUUGGUGCCACUCCCCUAGGCCAGGUCUGGUUCUCCGGUCAAAAGUUUGCGGCGGUCUGCUCACGGAAUGGCAUCCCACAUUUCACUGCUCUGGGAGAACAAUGGAUUUACUCUCGAACUGGAUUAUGGCCGCGGUUUUACAAUGAGGACAUCGCCUCUCCCUCGGAUCAGCCGCCCUCCUAUGCCUCCCCCUUCAGGCUUCCCAACGGGCAGAUGAAGCAGACUCAACUUGAGACACUACCCGACAGAAGCAUUACGUUGGCAUUGCUUGAUGAAUUUACAAAAUCUGAAUUCCGUCUCAUCUUCCCUGUUGUGGACCGUGAGCUUUUCGAGGAGACCAUACGCUUGGCAUAUGACUCUUCGGACGAUAACCUGACAAUACAUGCCAUUGGCAGCAAGGCGUGCGUGCUCGCUUUUCUGUCUGUCGCCGGCCAUCAUUUCCGCGACCUGGAAAUCGCCAAGUCGUUUGACGCCGAUGCUUGUGCCAGACGGGCGCAGUUGAUGAUAUCAGACUUCGUCGAGGAUGCGAGCUUGACGACUCUGCAAGUAAUGGUCAUGCUUCUCCUCAAUGAGACACUAUGCGGUCACUUGCAAGCAGCGUCCAUGUACCAUGCCAUAGCAUGUCGUACUGUCUGCGUCUUGGGAGGCCAUACGCUGGCCUGCGAAUCCCCUACAGAUCGCAAACUCACGGUUCAGGAGCUAGUGGAGCGGCAAAUCCGGAUGUUAUUUUGGGUUUGCUAUCUGUUUGACAAGGAUAUGGCUCUGAGAAAUGGUCAACCUCCUAUCAUAAGCGACGAGUUCUGCGAUCUUACGCUUCCUCAAGAGUAUCUGGAAAACCGCUUCUCCAGCAAAGCCUUGUCAGCAAUGAGCGCUUCCCAAAGGCCAUUUCUACCGAGUGAUCUUCGGCUGAGUCUCCUCAAGUCAAAGACUGUCAGUGCUCUCUACUCUGCCGGGUCCCUGCGCAAGUCAGAUGCAGAACUUCUCCGUACCAUCCGUGAGCUGGACGAGGAAUUGGAAAACUGGCGCGCAUCGAUACCGCCAGAAUACGCCCCUGUGCUAUCCGUCAGCAAGCACGUUAAGCUGUCUGACACUCUGAAUAAGAGCACAAGCAUGCUUCAUAUCGAGCUGCAUCUGGACUAUCACUACCUAUUGAACAUUAUCCAUUGUGCCAGCGGCCGAUGUGUGGUAGACUGGAGCGAGUCUGGCAAGGAAAUGAUAUUUGGCUUACAGUCCAGUCUCGACUUAUCUGUCGAGGCCAGUCGUUCAACUCUCAUCUAUCUGAGGGAAACUGCGCAUCGACUGGCUGGUGAGGCGUUCUGGGUCUUCAUUUUUUAUCCUAUAUCUGCGCUUUUGAGCAUCUUCUUUAACAUUCUGCGAAAUCCUCAACAUGAGUAUGCAUGCCAAGACGUAGAGCUGCUGGCAUCGGCUACGAAAGUCAUUCGAAGCAUGCCCAUCCAUCGAGUCACGACCCAUGAGCUUGAAUAUCUACGCAAAAUGGACUAUUUCAUCGAAGAACUGACCCGGCUAAGCCGGGCAGCAAUUGACAAGGCACGGUUGGAGCAUGGUGCUGUAGGGCAAUAA
Molecule: messenger RNA, 1971 nt
Organism: Trichoderma citrinoviride
Lineage: Eukaryota; Fungi; Ascomycota; Sordariomycetes; Hypocreales; Hypocreaceae
Product: fungal-specific transcription factor domain-containing protein
Exons: 4
Coding region: 25-1971 (648 amino acids)
Biological process (GO): DNA-templated transcription
Molecular function (GO): zinc ion binding; DNA binding
Source: RefSeq, a predicted model, not a curated record